Polistes dominula (European paper wasp) is the source of this 2069-nucleotide messenger RNA. Its product is annotated as Cyclin-dependent kinase 9. The record is from RefSeq and is a predicted model, not a curated record. NCBI's taxonomy places the organism in Eukaryota, Metazoa, Arthropoda, Insecta, Hymenoptera, Vespidae. Gene Ontology annotation, biological process: protein phosphorylation. Gene Ontology annotation, molecular function: ATP binding; cyclin-dependent protein serine/threonine kinase activity; RNA polymerase II CTD heptapeptide repeat kinase activity. Gene Ontology annotation, cellular component: nucleus.
UCAGUUAACCCAAGUAGUGUUUGAUUUUUAUUUAAAUUAUCUAUUAAAGUGACAGCUUGUAAUCUUAGAAAAAACAACAUGGAUAGAAGAAAUAGAGAGGAAUAUAUGCAAAAUUUUACAUUUCCUUUUUGUGACAAUGUUGUGAAAUAUAAAAAGAUUGUGAAAAUUGGUCAGGGUACAUUUGGUGAGGUAUUCAAAGGGUAUAAUACGGCAAAUCCUACCAAAUAUGUAGCUUUGAAAAAGAUAUUAAAAGAAAAUAGUUCACAAGAGUUUCCUAGAACAGCAUUGAGAGAAAUCACUAUACUAAAAUUAUUGAAUCAUGAAAAUAUAGUGAAACUUAUAGAAGUUUGUAGAGCCGGAGAAAACAGAGAAAAUGAGUAUCAAACCACUUUUUACAUCGUAUUAGAAUUCUGCGAACAUGAUCUAGCUGGUUUAUUAUCCAAUCCAAAUGUUAAGUUUAAUUUAGGAGAAAUUAAGAAUGUGCUUAAACAAAUUUUUAACGGUCUCUUUUAUAUACAUAAACGAAGAAUUAUACAUAGAGACAUUAAGUCUUCAAAUAUUUUACUUAUGAAAAAUGGUGUAUUGAAGAUUGCUGAUUUUGGUUUAGCAAGACGAUUUAGUGGAGUAUUGGCUGAACAAACAAAGGGUUAUACAAAUAGGGUCGUUACUCUUUGGUAUAGGCCUCCAGAAUUACUGUUGGGAACUAGGAACUAUGGUCCACCAAUAGAUAUAUGGGCUGCUGGAUGUAUAAUGGCUGAAAUGUGGACAAGAACGCCUAUAUUGAAAGGAGAUACAGAACAAAGGCAGUUAUUAUACAUUUCACAAUUGUGUGGCUCUAUAACGAAAGAAGUUUGGCCAAGUGUAGUAAAAUGUCCAUUGUAUGAUAAAAUACAUCUGCCCAAGGAUCAAACAAGAAAAAUUAACGAAAAACUGGGGAUUUGUAUAAAAGAUUCAAAUGCUCUUGAUUUGUUAGAUAAACUUCUUACUCUUGAUCCUGGUAAGAGGUAUGAUGCAAAUUUAGCAUUAGAUCAUGACUUCUUCUGGACAGAUCCAAUGCCUUGUGAAUUAACUGAAAUGUUAGCACGAUAUUCACAUAGCAUGUUUGAAUUUUUUAUACCAAGGCGGAGUAAUAAUCUUACUAUUACUCGAGUACCACYCGGUGCAUCAAGAUCUAAUAAUGUUCCUGUUACUCGAGUACCACYCGGUGCAUCAAGAUCUAMYAAUGUUCCUGUUACUCGAGUACCACCCGGUGCAUCAAGAUCUACUAAUGUUCCUGUUACUCGAGUACCACCCGGUGCAUCAAGAUCUACCAAUGUUCCUUUUACUCAAGCAUCAGGCGGUGCAUCAAAAUCUAAUUCAACUUCCAAUAGAUAGUAAAUUUCUUAGAAGAAAUUGAACAUUUGAAGUAAUUCAAUAACAAUGUUAUAUGUUAUAUGUAUUACUUCAUUUUUUAGAUUAAUUUUUAUAAAAAUGUGCAUCAUAAUUUAACACAUUAAGCGCCGAUCCCAUGUUAAAGCGGGUUUCUUAGUUUAUCGCUUGAACGCUGGCACUGAAAUGUUGCAAAAUUGUUUUGUUUGUUUAGUAGGUGUCUUACACGUUGAUUUACAUUUACAUUUUUAACGAAAAAAAAAAAAAACAAAACGUACGUUGUAGUUGAAACGUUGCCGGCGUCGGAGCGUUAAAUUUCUUAUAUGUCGCUUAAUGUAUUAAUAUGACAAUCCUUGUUACGUCACAGUAACUGCCAUGCAUUCUGAUGAUUAGUACAAAAUAGAUUAUAUAAAACGUGUUAUACACUUAAGUAAGUAAAUUAUAUUUUGUAUAAUUUUUUAAUAAAUUCAUUAUCCCCUUUUAUGCUGUAUGUUGAAGUCUUGUAUUGUUGAAAGCAUUUAUGAAAUGGUAUUGGCCCAAAUAAAACCUAAAUAAAUAUUGUUAUUAUUCAAAUUAUCGUGUUAAACUGAGUGGUAAUCGAGAGUAACUUCUCCAGUGUUAAAGGUUUCAAACAAUAUUGCAAAUGGUAUCUAUAUUUUCUAAGACAAGUAUACAAAAAUAUAUUCAUAGAUUUAUUAUUA